AUGCUUGGUGUGCAGGCGGCCUCAGAAGACGUCGCGCGUUUCGACUCCGACGGAGGAGACGAGAAAAUGACUCCGCACGGAUGCCUCAAUGAGAAGUUGAAAGUAGAAACACAGAAAAAAACAUGUCGUAUGGAUGCCGAGCAGCAAUAUAACAACACGUUCCAGCUGCACUCAGGACAUAAUACUCGGAAAAAAAUCAUGAAACUUGAUACAGUUGGCAUCAGGGCAGAGUUGCAAGUAAUCAUGUCAGUGAAAGUUGCUUGUGAGACUCUGCUGCUUGUAAUCAUGUCAGUGAAAGUUGCUUGUGAGACUCUGCUGCUUGUAAGCUGCGAACGGAGCGCGGUAGCCCUCCUGGCGAUGGUAGCUCUCUGCCAGGUGCUCCCAGCCACCACCCAGCAAGGCACCCUCCCUGCUUCUGCAAGUGGCGGCCCCGUCAGUGCUCUGGAGGCGCUGAAUAUUGGCUUCGAGGUCCUUCAGCAGCGGAGGACGGAGACUCGACUUCAAGGAGGGCGCGGCCGGAAACAAGGCAGGAGGCAGAGUGCACGGGGAGACUGCUUCUUGAGGCUUCGAAGACGUAUGUGCAAAGGUGGGUCGGGCAGAGCAAGUGAUCGUCAGCGGGAGGAUUCUUGUGCCGGCGGUCCGUUGCAAGGCAGAGGUCUGUCUCAGAUGGAGUGCCAGAGCUUCCUGAGGCGGCUGGUAGGAUGCGACCUGGUUGAGCCCCCGACGCCCUCUUGCCCACCUGGCUUCCCCUACCGCUCCAUCGACGGGUCCUGCAACAACCUGGCCAACCCGAAGUGGGGGGCGGCCAUGAUCCCCUUCAGGAGGUUCCUUGACCCGGCCUAUGAAGAUGGUGUCGACUCCAUGCGCGGGACGAAUCGCCCCCCCGGAAGUUCCCUGCCCUCCCCCCGCACUGUGAGCACCAGAUUGCACAAUGCAGAGCAACGUCCCCAGCGCGGCCUCGUCACCCUCAUGCUCAUGCAGUGGGAGGAAGAGUCUAAGCCUAUCCUGUGCUGCGAGAGAGGAUCUGAACCACCCGACUCCGAUGGCGUGCAAGACUGUCAGCCCAUCGAUGUGUCUGCGGACCCUCUACACAGUGGCGCUGGCAGGACUUGUAUGCGGUUUGUGCGUUCGCUCAUCGGAAACCAGGGAUGUGUUCUAAGCCCUCGAGAACAAACCAACCAGAUCACAGCGUACCUUGACGGGUCCAUGGUCUACGGGUCGGACGAGGAGCAGAGCAGGAGCCUACGACUCAACAGAGGAGGCCAACUCAACGUGACCCGGAGUUUCGUUCCGGGACACGGCAACCUCCUCCCUUUCCUCGAGUGCGAGCCUGAGGAAGGGAUGGUCACUGGAGGACAGUGUUUCAAGGGAGGUGACGUGCGGGUGAACGAGCAACCUGGCUUGGCCUCCAUGCACACUCUGUGGACCCGCGCUCACAACACGCUGGCGGCUCAGCUGUCUGUUAUCAAUCCUUCCUGGGAUAACGAUAGACUUUAUGAGGAAACAAGACGCAUUAUCGGAGCUUUAAUCCAGCAAAUCACAUACAGAGAUUUCCUUCCAAUCGUGUUGGGAGAUGCACUUAUGAGAGAGUUUGAUCUGUAUCCACUUACUGCAGGAUACAGUAACUCAUACAAUCCCUCAGUAGAUGCGUCCAUUGCAAAUGCAUUUGCAACAGCAGCUUAUAGGUUCGGCCAUACGUUGGUGGACGACACGCUCCGCGGCGCCGGAACCUCUAUACCACUGGUGGGGAACUUCUUCAACCCGAGGCCUUUGUUCCAGUUCCAGACGAGGCCCUCGGCGUUGCUGGAGGGCCUUGCCUCUGUAAACGCACAGCCGGCCGACGCCUUUCUAGUGCCCUCUCUCACGCACAACCUCUUCAAGCAAGAGACAGAGGCCAUCGGGAUGGAUCUGAUGGCGCUCAACAUUCAGAGAGGGCGUGAUCACGGCAUCCCGCCAUACACAGCGUGGAGGAGAGGCUGCAACCUCCCCGUGCCCGCCUCCGUCAGCGACCUCGCCCAGAUCAUGUCUCCGGUGGUGGCGCAGGAGUUCCAGGGGCUCUAUCCGUCAGUUGACGACAUCGACCUGUUCCCCGCUGGUCUGGCCGAGCAGCCUGUACCCGACGGCCUGCUCGGUCCUACCUUCACCUGCAUCAUCGCCCACCAGUUCGCCAGACUCAAGCGAGGAGACCGAUUUUGGUUCGAAAAUCCUAACCAGCCUAAGCCUUUUACUGAAGCACAACUGGCUUCCAUCCGGCGGAUCGGCCUCUCCUCAAUCCUUUGCCAAAACAGCAAUCUCGAAUUCAUUCAGCUUAACCCUUUCAUUUCUGCCAAUGUUCGUGGUAACGAGCCUCGACCCUGCGCCUCCUUCCCCUCCCUGGACGUGUCUCUGUGGCGGGAAGGAAGCACCACCCCGAACCCAACGUAUCCUACAGGACCUACACCGUAUCCGCCGACCCAGCCUCCGUCUUACUACCUCCCUGUUCCCCCACCCGGCAGACCGGAAGUACCAGGUCUGUAUCAAACACCAGUGUAGGGGCCGUGGAUUCGGGAUACAGCCGCCCUGUAAUCGCCGUUUCGAACCAGUGCUUUUGGAUAAUGGAAAUAAAAUUGCAGUUUUAAUAAUAAA
Messenger RNA from Penaeus indicus, 2625 nucleotides. Its product is annotated as peroxidasin homolog. The coding region runs from base 1 to 2532 and encodes 843 amino acids. The record is from RefSeq and is a predicted model, not a curated record. Gene Ontology annotation, molecular function: peroxidase activity; heme binding. Gene Ontology annotation, biological process: response to oxidative stress. The transcript is spliced from 19 exons. Lineage: Eukaryota; Metazoa; Arthropoda; Malacostraca; Decapoda; Penaeidae.